Molecule: messenger RNA, 4696 nt
Organism: Syngnathus typhle (broad-nosed pipefish)
Lineage: Eukaryota; Metazoa; Chordata; Actinopteri; Syngnathiformes; Syngnathidae
Gene: tph1a
Product: tryptophan hydroxylase 1 (tryptophan 5-monooxygenase) a
Exons: 11
Coding region: 2461-3900 (479 amino acids)
Biological process (GO): serotonin biosynthetic process; aromatic amino acid metabolic process
Cellular component (GO): neuron projection
Molecular function (GO): tryptophan 5-monooxygenase activity; iron ion binding
Source: RefSeq, a predicted model, not a curated record
AAAGUGGGGCGUGCAAUAUUAUUCGGCCCCCUUGCGCUAAUACCUUGUAGCGCCACCUUUUGCUGCAAUUACAGCUGCAAGUCGCUUGGGGUAUGUCUCUAUAAGUUUUGCACAUCGAGAGACUGGAAUUCUUGCCCAUUCUUCCUUGCAAAACAGCUCGAGCUCAGUGAGGUUGGAUGGAGAGCGUUUGUGAACAGCAAUCUUCAGCUCUUUCCACAGACUCUCGAUUGGAUUCAGGUCUGGACUUUGACUUGGCCAUUCUAACACCUGGAUACGUCUAUUUGUGAACCUUUCCAUUGUAGAUUUGGCUUUAUGUUUUGGAUCAUUGUCCUGUUGGAAGAUAAAUCUCCGUCCCAGUCUCAGGUCUUUUGCGGACUCCAACAGUUUUUCUUCCAGAAUGGUGCUGUAUUUGGCUCCAUCCAUCUUCCCAUCAAUUCUGAUACUCCUUCCAUUUCAAUAUAAUUGCUUGCACAGUGCUCCUUGAGAUGUUUAAAGCUUGGGAAAUCUUUUUGUAUCCAAAUCCGGCUUUAAACUUCUCCACAACAGUAUCUCGGACCUGCCUGGUGUGUUCCUUUGUCUUCAUGGACAUUCUCUGCGCUUUAAACAGAACCCUGAGACUGUCAAAGAGCAGGUGCAUUUAUACGGAGACUUGAUUACACACAGGAGCAUUCUAUUUAUCAUCAUCAGUCAUUUAGGACAACAUUGGAUCAUUCAAAGCUCCUCACUGAACUUCUGGAGUGAGUUUGCUGCACUGAAAGUAAAGGGGCCGAAUAAUAUUGCACGCCCCACUUUUCCGUUUUUUAUUUGUUAAAAAAGUUUAAAUUAUCCAAUAAAUUUCGUUCCACUUCUCGAUUGUGUCCCACUUGUUGUUGAUUGUUGAAACAUUAUAUCUUUGUGUUUGAAGCCUGAAAUGUGGCGAAAUGUUGAAAUGUUCAAGGGGGAUGAAUACUUUCGCAAGGCCGUGUGUUAAUAUAUUGGAUAUAUUGUAUUGAAAUGUAUGUAAUGUUAUAGGAACCUGCUGUAAAACAGUUCUUGAACUGUCAGGCCAGUCCAUGAAACUUUGAUGUUACAUGUCAACCUUUCCUUUAAAUAAACUGAGGAGAAAGUCAUUCUAAUCUGUUGUAAAUAUAAAAAGUUCACAUCAUCAAGUGAGUGAGUUUUGUCAUCUUUUGGGGCAAUUUAAUUUUAUUAUAUCUUUUUGGAUUCGCCAAUGAGCCACCUUAUUCAUUAGCUACAAUCAAUGUCUUAAGAAUUCCAUGACCUAGAAUAAAAACUGUAUUUUGCUUAAGCCCCCAGAUAUGUCAUUAUUUCUGCUAAAAAAAAAAAAUGCUUUAGCCAUUAGAUUGCUUUAAAAAAUGUAAAUUCAUCAUGAUUCAACCUACUUUGUUAAAUAUGGUGCUAACUGAAUUCCUGUUUGUGCAGCAAUAAUUGUUUCUUUUAUGAGCACAGACUUCCUGUGCACUGAUUUCUACUGUGUUAAUUAUAAGCCAGAUUUAUUUUAAAUCCUUCCUAGUGACCACCAUUUAACCCUUGUGCUCCAUAAAAAUCAUUUAAAACAUAUAUCAGUAAGCGCUCACAUUAUUGUUGACUCAUACCUCUCCCCCUCUAUAUUUUUGCAUAAUAUUGCUAAUAAGUGCUGAUCUGAGUCCAGCUUCUGACUGGAGGAAGUUGGCCUGGUUGCUUCCUCGAUUGUGUAAGGCAAGCGUCUCUGUCACGGGUGACAUAGGCCAGAUCCACCUGAGACGAGCGCCAUGUGCAUCCGCCACAUGUACCAGCACAGUCGAGCUGCCGAGAGUUGGCCGUGUUGUUUUAAGUCACUUAUUUAAAGCUUGCACUUGUUUUAAUUGGCCCCCUUUUUCACUGAUUGCUUUGGAGAAAGCAAACAUGUAGAUUAUUGGUGUCAUGUGCACCCAAACCCGAAUCUGCUUACUGUGCAGAGCUGGGAAGGGGGUGGGGGGUAUGUUGGGAUCAUUGCACAAUGAAGGCAGGUGGUCUACGCUCUUAAAUCCUCUUAAACCUUGACCUCCUCUUUGGCCAAACUACCGGAAUGAACUCUGUAAUGUUUUCCAGCAUCAAUGUCGACAUUGUCUAUGCUUAACUGUGUUUGAUUUUUUUUUAUUCAUCUGCAUAAAAAAUGACUUUGCAACUAUAAAUUAAAAAAACUUCCAGCUUGCCAAAAUCAGGCUUUGUGAUUGGUUGUAAAGCUUUUUUUAAAAAAAUAGAUGGCGUAUUUUCCCACCCAAAUUACGUAAGUGAUGAUGCUCUUUUUUCAUUUGCUGCUGUCCCUGAGAUUAUUGGCCUCCUAAACCCCCCUCCUCGUUCUCUCUGUGGUUAAAUAGCAAGCGCGCUGGUUCUCAGGGUUACACAUCCUGCUUUACAUCGAGGGGGGCUGACAGAUAAUCCACUUGCAACGGCUGAAUUAAUACAGUUGAGGUGGAAAAAGCCAAGCUGCAUUUUGAAAUGUAUUCCAACAGGAUUGAUGGACCUCGAAGGGGGAGAUCAUUCGACUCAAUGAAUAAAGCCUAUGAAGAAAAACUACUCAACAAUGAGAUUAACAAAUCAACCUUCACAAAAAUAGAAGAAAACACUGAGAAGAAUACACUGGAGAAAGGCAGAGCAACAAUUAUCUUUUCUCUUAAGAAUGAAGUGGGAGGACUUGUAAAGGCACUCAAACUCUUCCAGGAAAAUCACGUCAACCUAGUGCACAUCGAGUCCAGGAAAUCGAAAAGGCGCAACUCCGAGUUUGAAAUCUUUGUGGACUGUGACAGCAACCACGAACAACUCAACGAAAUCAUCCAGCUGUUGCGGAAGCAUGUGAGCGUGGUGGACAUGGAGCCUCCAGAUAAUUCCUGUCUACCGGAGGAAGAUAUGCAGAAUGUACCGUGGUUCCCAAAGCAAAUAUCCGACUUGGACAAGUGUGCCAAUCGUGUCCUGAUGUACGGUUCUGAUUUGGAUGCUGAUCAUCCGGGUUUCAAGGACAAUGUCUACCGCAAAAGACGAAAGUAUUUUGCAGAUCUUGCAAUGGCCUACAAACACGGUGAGCUGAUUCCUCGCAUAGAGUUUACAGAGGAGGAAGUGAAAACAUGGGGUGUUGUGUAUAGAGAGCUCAACAAGUUGUACCCCAGCCACGCUUGUAGGGAAUACUUGAAAAACUUGCCACUGCUCUCCAAAUACUGUGAAUGUCGAGAAGACAAUAUUCCCCAACUGGAAGACGUUUCUCGCUUCCUCAGGGAACGCACCGGGUUUACCAUCAGGCCUGUGGCUGGUUACCUGUCCCCUCGUGACUUCCUGGCUGGUUUGGCUUUCCGUGUUUUCCAUUGCACCCAGUAUGUGCGACACAGCUCUGACCCCUUAUACACCCCUGAGCCGGACACGUGUCAUGAGCUGCUGGGUCACGUCCCCUUACUGGCGGAGCCCAGUUUUGCACAAUUUUCCCAGGAGAUCGGCCUGGCUUCAUUGGGAGCCUCGGACGACUCUAUUCAGAAACUGGCCACAUGUUAUUUUUUCACAGUGGAGUUUGGCCUAUGCAAACAGGAAGGACAGCUGAGAGCAUAUGGGGCUGGACUGCUUUCAUCCAUCAGUGAGCUCAAGCACGCCCUUUCUGGAAAAUCAAAGAUCAUGCCAUUCGACCCCAAAGUAACAUCCAAACAAGAAUGCAUCAUCACAACUUUUCAGGAUGUUUACUUUGUAUCAGACAGCUUUGAGGAGGCCAAAGUCAAGAUGAGGGAGUUUGCCAAGACCAUCAAGCGUCCCUUCACAGUACGGUACAACCCCUACACCCAAAGUGUGGAUGUGCUUAAAGACACUCCCAGCAUCAACAGUGUUGUGGAGGAACUCCGACAUGAGCUCGACAUUGUGGGUGACGCGCUGAACCGCCUCAACAAGCAACUCGGAGUCUGAAAUUUUAAAGGCCGCUUGCAGCCCUUUUGUGUCGUACCCCCCAAGCACUGCUGCUCUAGAUAUGCUGCUUGUGUAUCAACCUUUGUCAUUGAAUGUGCACUAAUUUUGACAAAAAUACCCUGUUGUCCCUCCUGCGUACAGAGACAGUCAUGCUAUGAUGUCAGUGAAUUGCACAAACCAAAAGAUUCAUUUAUUUGGCUUUUACUCUGCAUCCUGUCUGUAUGCUUUUGUACCAGAAAAUCCCCUCAAUUCAAGUCAACCCUGUUGGCUAACCUGCUGUUGUACAUGAUAUUGUGAUUUUUUUUUUGUUUUUUAUUGUUUUGUUUCAUUAUCCAAUCUUCCUCACACUUGUGAUUAAAUAUAAAAUGCACCUUUAUAUUUUUAUUGUCUAAGUAUCAUGCUUCUUUCUGUGUAAUGCUGAGUGAAAUUAUACGAGCAAUGUAAUGAAAGUAUUUUGGUGGUUUAUUCUGACAAGCCCAUGCACCCCUCUGUGUAAUGCUGAGUGAAAUUAUACGAGCAAUGUAAUGAAAGUAUUUUGGUGGUUUAUUCUGACAAGCCCAUGCACCCCUUCCAGUAAUAGGCCUACAUUUUUAAAUGCAGAUAUAGCUUCAGAGCUCUUCUGAAAUAACAAAAAAAAAACAUAUUUUUCUACAAAUCAAUGUAUAGACAUAAGAGUUAAUUAUGGUGUCUAAAAUGUCUUUUGCCUCAAUUUGGUAGAAAUCGUUAUAACUGCUUCUGUAGUAUGUAUAUGUGCAUAUUUCUAGUUUAUUGCAUGAAAUUAAAAUGUUUGAAUCAA